AUGGCAUUGAAAAGGAAAAUCACCGAAAUCACGAAGGAUGAUCAGACCUCUCGUAGGAAAAGAACCAAAGGCCUUUUUAGCAAGUCGCAUGAGCUAGGUAUACGUCCCAGCUGCAAAGUGUUCACUUGUGUAUUGUACACCGACGUUGACAAAGUCCGCACUUACGAUUCGACGGGCGGUGAUAUCUUGGGAGAGCUAGAGACGGUGGUGAAAAGACUACGUCACUUUCCUGAGAACUGGCAGCAAUUUGGCCCUUCCUCUUACAAAAAUAGUAAGCCAAACAGUAAACAGCCAAAGUGUGGACGCCAGCCGAGCGAUGAUCCGUUACCCCAGGCACUGGAGGCAUCAGAACAAAGUGCUUUGUUCAGCGAGCCUCCAAGUUUUGAUUUCAAAUCUCUGCCAAAGUACGCGGAAAUAUUCCCUGCAAAAGUAUGA
Molecule: messenger RNA, 435 nt
Organism: Bipolaris zeicola 26-R-13
Lineage: Eukaryota; Fungi; Ascomycota; Dothideomycetes; Pleosporales; Pleosporaceae
Exons: 2
Coding region: 1-435 (144 amino acids)
Source: RefSeq, a predicted model, not a curated record